ACGCAUCAAGAAAGAACUGAUCAUGCAUGACACCUUCAUUCAGGAGUCAGGCUUUCAUCCACUGAUUCGUCUUCUACGAGUAAAAUGUUCAUCUAGGUCUUCUCACAAGACGUCACAAUCAGUCCUGUUAUGAACCAUUAGUACCAGGACACCAUAAGAUACCCAUUCAAUACGCCGGCAUCGCGAUAGCUGGGCUUGGAUAUGGAAACUGUAAGAGGAUUUUUGUGGGUUUGACACUUGUACAUGCAUGUUGAAAAGCAAAACAUAGAGGCGACCACACCAUGUCCCGUUUUGGAUCCACUCCGCCGACCCGGACUUCGUACACCAAUACGGGCGGAGUACCUCUGAUGGUUCAGAAUGACCAUGUCCCUUCACCUAAUUCUGUGCCAAAACUACACAUCAGCGGGGUCGUGGAGCACGAACUGUCUCAUCCUCCUUACGCGAGAGAGUGCAUGAAUUGUUCUUAUGCUUUCAGCACAAGACUUGUGUCGGACACUAUGUCCUUUCCCCUAGGAUGAAAACGGCUGUCUCCUAGAAAACCUCGGCGGGGUUUAGAUCGCGGACCAUCAACAUACAGAGACAAGGGGCUUUCGUCAGUCAUGGAUAAUCCAAGCUUUGAGACAGAGUUGGAGGAGAGAGGCGGACACGGUGAUAAGUGCAAUGAGAAAUUGGAGGAAACCAAGUGGAAUGGGAUAAGUGAUUGUAACCAUAAUGGUGAUGGUAUUUGCUAUGGAGAUGCUGAAAAAACAAAAUCAGCCACUGCUGAAGCGAAUGGGAAAGUGGUUGCAGUUGAUGAUGUGGACAUUUCUGUGAUCGUGGCUGGAGACAUGGAAAAGGAAAAGAAACACUUCUUCUUAGUUCGGUGGAUAUGCAGAUAUCCUUGCGUAAUGUUCUGGCUUGCCUUGUUAGGUCACUUGGUCUUCAUAGUCAUCACUGCCAUCUUAUAUUCCACGGGAUACAAUAUCGUGAAUGUGAAUCUCGAAGACUUGCCAAUAUUCAACCUCCACGAUAUGAUGUAUAACCGAAAUCUGGCAUGGCUUCAGAGAGAAAGCGCAUAUCAAGUUUACCUCUUCAACGCCCAGUUCCCCUCAAAGAGAAAGCGUCGUUCAAUCGACUCAUUUCCGUGGGUCGACCCCAAGUUCAUCUACCGCGUUAGACACCACCUUCUGUACGAAGUUCAGGAAAAUGAGAACGUGUUCACCUCUCGGCGUCUGGACGCCAUCAGAACGUUCGAGAGAAAAAUUAUGGCGACUUUCGACAAGGGGGCGAAACGUGCAAGUCCUGCUCAUUACGUAUGUGGAGACGAUUCUGUUCUAAGCAUAGUUGACGAGUCGUUGUCACAUCUUCGUAAAAACAUCACAAACGAAAUGCGUGUUGGUCCAUACAUAGGAAGAAAAGGGGUCAUUGAUAUAGUGACUGGCAAGGUCACGGCACGUUUGGCAAGGUCUUUCAUUAUAUUGUGUUGGACACACUCGUUUGAGAACAUUACUUCCUGGUCUGUUGAUGAGGUGAUACCAGAAAUACUAAAAGAGGAGAAGAGAUUGUUGCACCCGGUGGGCAUAACAUUAUUCCAGUGGAACUACCGCUCGUUCGGUGAACUGAUCUUCCGUCAGGCUUACCAUGAUACAUUGUACCUCAUUGGUAGCGUUCUAUUCAUAUUUACAUUCAUGUGGAUACAAACGUCUUCUCUAUUCGUCACAGGUUUUGGCACAGCAAGUAUCCUGACAAGUUUUGCUGGAGCCAACCUUAUCUAUAACUGCAUCGUGGGAUAUGAAUAUCUUGGUCUGUUCAACAUCCUUGCGAUUUUUGUUGUCCUUGGAAUUGGAGCAGACGACAUAUUCAUUUUCUAUGACACGUGGAAGUCACUGCAAGAUGAGGAAAACAUGGAGGAGCGAAUGACAUUGACCUUCCGAAGGGCCGGCGCCGCCAUGUUUACAACAUCCCUGACAACAAUGGUGGCCUUCUUCGUCAGCUCUUUUUCUCCAAUCUUGCCCAUCUCAUCCUUCGGCACAUUUGCUGGAUUGACUGUUUUUGUCAACUAUAUAUCUGUCAUCACAUAUUUUCCAACUGUUGUGGCUGUGCAUCACCGUUACUUUGAAAACUGCUGCAGCUGCAAGAAAAAGUCCGAAACUUACGAUUUGAACAAGGCUUCCAAGCCAAGUUAUGGCGGCAAUCGCGUAUUCAAAGCCAUAUCGACUUUCUUCAGGAGAAAAUAUUGCGAUGCGGUCACCCACAGGAUUGGAAAGUGGAUCAUUAUGACAUUAUUCAUCGUCUUAGUGGCUGGGAUGAUAUAUUCUUGUGCCAAACUCAGACUUGACCAAAGAACAUACAUAAAAGCGUUUACAGAUGAUAAUAUGAUGGAGACCGGACUUGAGAAGACAGCCUUCAAUUACAAGAUCGGCGCAGAGGAUAAAAUGGUGAUGGUGUAUCUGGUCUGGGGCAUCGGUGCGAGGAAUAUGAGCAAGUGUGAUAAACUAAAAUAUACCAAGUGGAUGCCAUGCUCCGGUGAAGCUGUCCACGAUGUGGACUUUAACAUUGAGCGUCCGGAGAACCAACUGGCAUUGCUGAAUGUCUGCCGGAAUCUUACACAUCUUCAAGGGAAACUGAAAGAAGACCUUAACCUACAAAGUGCAGGAAAUGGAACCAAUCAAGUCGUCUGCUUCAUGGAGUACUUUGAACAGUUCCUCAGGACCAUCUCGGAUCUAUUCAACAAGAACGGUCGUAAGGUUGACCUAAAGGUGCCGUUGAGUAGGGAAGACAUCGAACCACUUAUUCCCACACUUGGGGCAUUCGUUGGUCUCAGGUUGAAUGCAACUGCUGUGCAGAAUCCAGUUCAGACGGUCAUGGCGAUAUUCAUUGAGAAGAAUGCCACAGAGCUGAAGGAGCUCAUCGGCUUUAACGAGACAGCCAAUGUAAUAGGAACGGAUUCUCAUGGUAACCCGGUCUAUGACCGGAAGAUGACAUAUGCCGCCGUAGUUGUCCCUUUGACGAAACAGGCAAUACGACUUCAAGUAGAUGAAGGGCUGCGGCUACAGGUCAAGUGGGAGGAGUAUACAGAGGAAAUUAUGAAAAAUAUGCCUGCAGGAGUCAAUAAAGGCUGGCAAGUUGCAGGAAGUUGGUUUAUAUCUCGUCAGAAAAAGGACCUCAUGUACAGAGGCUUGACCGGCGUUGCCUAUUCGCUCAGCCUGGCCUUCCUGGUCCUACUGCUGACGACGAGGAACUUCAUCCUAGCCUUCUUGGCCGAAGCUACUCUAGUUGGAGCAGUGAUAUGUGUGAUUGGAGUCAUACCAAUUGCUGGCUGGAACAUCGGUGCGUUAGAAAGUAUCAACGUCUGCUUCGUCGCCGGCCUCGCUGUGGAUUACAUCGUUCAUGUCGUCGAAGCGUACAGCAUGUCGGGAUACAAGACAAAAAAGGACAGAACCAGAGACGCCUUGGGGCGUAUCGGCGUCUCGGUCUUAUCUGGCGCUGUCACGACAUUAGGAUCUUCCUUCUUCAUGUUUUUCUCCAGGAUUCUAUUCUUUAUGCAGUUCGGGACCUUUAUAUUUUGCACUGUUGGUUUCUCACUUUUGUUCGCGCUCCUGUUUUUCCCUGCCGUUCUCGAUACCGUCGGACCAUCAGGAAAUAUAGGAUCUUUUAGGUGGCUUUUUCACAAAAUUAAGAAAUGCUGUGGAAAACACGCAUCUACAUGUAGAUCCUUAGAGUAACCAGGCUAGGCUAUGGUUAGUCAAGGUAGAUCAUGCACACGGAGUUGCAGUCACUACAUAUAUAGAUGAUUGAUUUUGUCAUUUUAAACGUACUUUUUUGAAAUAAUUUGCACCGUGUUAAUACAUAGAUAUAGGCCUACUCUAGCUUUUUUGAGGCAGGAUUUGCGGCGACUUUUGUAUCGUUUCUCCAUAUGUACAUUCACAGUAAGAUGCUUGCUUUGGUCAAAUAACAUGUAUUGGGGGCUGUUCUACACCCAAGUAGGAGGUUGCAAACAGCCUUCUGCCUGCUGUACAUUCACAAUUCUUUCCCACUGAAUAAACGAGAUGGAGCUAGAAACUGAGCAAUCGUUUCUCCUUCUGCCGGCCCCUCGAGCGCGCUGCUCUGAUGAGCUGGCGAGAAAUCCAAUCCUUUCUCUCAAUUCUACCUCGGCGUACAAUCAGUAACAUCAUGUCGGCUGCAAAAACACUGGGAUUUUAUCUGGCUAGCAUUCUCUGUACCAUUUUAUUCAUUCGUGGCGGCGUCGCCCUACAAUGCUACAACUGCAACUCGGCCGAGGCCAAUCAGGGAGAAAACUGCACGGAUUAUUUCGACCGAAAGUUGAAUUUGGUACCGCCAGUGGAGUGUGAGGCGAAUGUCACACAAUGUAGAAAGAUCAUUCA
Lineus longissimus is the source of this 4364-nucleotide messenger RNA. RefSeq names its product protein dispatched homolog 1-like. NCBI's taxonomy places the organism in Eukaryota, Metazoa, Nemertea, Pilidiophora, Heteronemertea, Lineidae. Gene Ontology annotation, cellular component: membrane. Gene Ontology annotation, molecular function: transmembrane transporter activity. The transcript is spliced from 13 exons. The record is from RefSeq and is a predicted model, not a curated record. The coding region runs from base 600 to 3704 and encodes 1034 amino acids.